AUGGUCGCCACACCGGUUUCGGGAACCGAAGUUGCACGGUCCAUCCAGGAUGAGCUCCGUGGACAAGUGCAGGAGAUGCGUCGGCACAUGCCGCAGUUCAUGCCGCGGCUGGCUAUCGUCCAGGUGGGCGGGCGGGAGGACUCCAACGUUUACAUACGUAUGAAGCUGAAAGCUGCUGAGAAUAUCGGUCUCUCUGCAGAACACGUGCGGCUCCCUAACACCAUCACUGAAGCUGAGUUGCUGCACGAGAUAAACAGUCUAAAUGAAUCUCCGAAUGUUCACGGCAUCAUUGUACAGAUGCCACUGGAUUCAGUGGAGCCCAUCGACUCGCACCGCAUCACAGACGCCGUAUCACCAGAUAAGGACGUCGACGGAUUGAACACUGUAAAUGAGGGACGCGUUGCCGUCGGGGAUCUAUCUGGAUUCAUUCCUUGCACGCCGGCUGGAUGCGUGGAGCUGAUUCGUAGCACCGGCGUGACCAUAGCAGGGAAGAACGUGGUGGUAAUAGGACGCAGUCGGAUAGUGGGAACCCCGGUCUCUGAGCUACUCAAAUGGGAGCACGCUACCGUCACCGUGUGUCACUCUAAGACCAAGAACUUGAACGAGAUUGCUAGGUCAGCUGACAUCUUGGUGGUAGCUAUUGGACGAGCAGAGAUGGUGAAGGGCUCUUGGAUCAAGCCUGGAGCAGUGGUGAUAGACUGUGGCAUCAAUCCAAUCGCAGAUCCGACAAAGAAGUCCGGGCAGCGGUUAGUCGGUGACGUAGCGUACGCGGAGGCGUUGAAGGUAGCGUCGCACGUGACGCCGGUGCCGGGCGGCGUGGGCCCGAUGACCGUGGCGAUGCUGAUGCGGAACACCGUGCUGGCGGCGCGUCGGCAGCUGGACAAAUUACUUGCGCCAUCUUGGCCCUUGCGCCCAUUGCGACUGUUACCUGUUUCACCGCCGCCAAGUGAUAUUGUGAUCGCGCGCUCACAGAAGCCAAAGGAUAUAGCUGAGUUGGCUAACGAGAUCGGUCUGUUCCCGAGUGAAGUGUCGCAGUACGGACGCACUAAAGCUAAAAUAUCACUGGGCGUACUCGACAGAUUGCGCCACCGUAGCGCGGGCAAAUACAUCGUCGUAGCUGGAAUAACGCCUACACCCCUUGGGGAGGGUAAAAGCACCACUUUACUAGGCCUCGUGCAGGCUCUGAAUGCACAUCGCGGUCGCAACGCUUUUGCGUGCAUGCGACAGCCCAGUCAGGGACCAACCUUUGGAGUUAAGGGCGGAGCCGCAGGUGGCGGCUAUUCACAGGUCAUUCCGAUGGAAGAAUUUAACCUGCACUUGACCGGUGACAUCCACGCCGUUAGUGCCGCCAACAAUCUCCUCGCCGCUCAAAUGGACGCUCGUAUCUUCCACGAAUUGACGCAAAAGGACGGCCCGUUGUAUGAUCGUCUCGUGCCCCGCAUCAAAGGCGUUAGGAAAUUCUCACCCAUUCAAUUGAGGAGAUUGCAACGACUGGGCAUCAACAAAACCGGCCCGGACUCAUUGACCGAUGAAGAGAAGAGUAGAUUCGCUAGAUUAGACAUAGACACCGCGAAAAUUAUGUGGAACAGAGUGGUCGAUUUGAACGACAGAUAUCUACGUAAGAUAACUAUCGGCCAAUCACCAACGGAGAAAGGUUUCACACGUGAAACGGCUUUCGACAUUUCCGUGGCAUCUGAGAUCAUGGCCAUCCUGGCUUUGGGUACUGACGUGGAAGACAUCAAGCAGCGUCUGGCUAAUAUGGUGGUGGCUCUGGACAAACGAGGCAAUCCUGUCACAGCUGAUGAUUUGGGUAUGACAGGUGCUCUGCUAGUAUUGCUGAAGGAUGCAUUCGAGCCGACACUCAUGCAAUCGUUAGAGGGCACUCCUGUGUUGGUCCAUACUGGUCCGUUCGCUAAUAUCGCUCAUGGAUGCUCGUCCAUAAUCGCUGACAAGAUCGCCGCCAAGCUAGCCGGCGAAAACGGAUACGUCGCCACAGAGGCUGGAUUCGGUUCAGAUAUCGGUAUGGAGAAGUUCUUCGACAUAAAAUGUCGUGCUAGCGGCGACAGGCCUCACUGUGCGGUGAUAGUGGCAACGGUUCGUGCGCUCAAGAUGCACGGUGGAGGGCCGGCCGUCUCGCCCGGCGCGCCCCUACACGACGUAUACGUUAAGGAAAAUCUGGAAUUGCUGACCAAAGGUUUGUGCAACUUGGGCAAGCACAUUAGCAACGGUAAUAAAUUCGGUGUACCUGUAGUCAUCGCCAUCAACAGACAUGGGAAUGACACUGAAGCAGAGUUAAGACUAGUGCAGCAAUACGCCGAGAAAAAUGGUGCAUUCCGUGCUGUGAUCUGCGACCAUUGGGCUAAAGGCGGCGCCGGCGCACUAGAUCUAGCGGACGCGGUGAUAGCUGCCUGCGAUAAGCCAAACAACUUCCAAUAUCUGUACCCACUCAACAUGUCUAUCACCGACAAGAUCACCAAGAUCGCCACCGAAAUGUAUGGCGCAGGCACCAUCGAAUAUACCGCCGACGUGGUCGAAAAAAUAAAAACAUUUACAGAUAUGGGCUACGACAAAUUGCCAAUAUGCAUGGCGAAGACUUCAAACUCUCUGACUGGUGACCCAGCAGUGAAGGGCGCUCCUACGGGAUUCCCACUCAAAGUCAAUGGCAUAUUUGUGUCUGUAGGCGCCGGGUUUGUAGUACCAAUGGUGGGCGAGAUCUCCAAGAUGCCAGGUCUAUCAACCAGACCCAGUAUCUAUGACAUCGACCUUGACACCAAGACCGGGGAAAUAGUAGGACUCUUCUAAGGCUAUUCUGAUUGUUAUACCAAACUAUGUAACUAAAUAAUAAAGGUUUUUUUAUACUGUUCUUAUUUGUGU
Diatraea saccharalis (sugarcane borer) is the source of this 2874-nucleotide messenger RNA. NCBI's taxonomy places the organism in Eukaryota, Metazoa, Arthropoda, Insecta, Lepidoptera, Crambidae. The record is from the annotation of a GenBank genome assembly.